Messenger RNA from Cucurbitaria berberidis CBS 394.84, 1782 nucleotides. RefSeq lists its product as uncharacterized. The transcript has a single exon. The record is from RefSeq and is a predicted model, not a curated record. Lineage: Eukaryota; Fungi; Ascomycota; Dothideomycetes; Pleosporales; Cucurbitariaceae. The coding region runs from base 1 to 1782 and encodes 593 amino acids.
AUGGCACUUAGCCUUGGAAAUGCUGCAGCAUUCGCAUCGUUAGCAUAUGGUGUCGCUGCCACCACCUGGGGAUUCAUGAUGGCUUCGCCUCCGACACCGACGGACGUCGUAGAGCCUGUAGCGGUCUACGUUGAAGCGCCCCGCGACAAAGAGACGCAUGUUGGCCGCUCUAAUUGUUUGAACAAUACGCUUCUCAACAGCAUCGGAGUCGACGGCGUCACUCUCAGUGAAAGUCAAGCGAUUGAGAUAGAGACAGCAACAGCCGCCGAGGCUUCCAUCGAACCCACCAUCAACGCUACGAUCCCCUCGGAGGAAUAUGCGUAUGUCACAGAAACAACUGGACACGGACGUAGUAUGCCACAUGAACGCGAAACCGUCACAACGUCCAACACAAAGAGCGACUGGCGUGGCAUCAAUGAGUACCUCAUAACAGCGCUUGUCAUGAGCUUCAUUGGCAUUGUCCUUUCGUACGGCAAGCUCGCUCGAAUCGAGAAGGCUCUACAGCAAGCUGCUGAUAUGAAAGCAGAUCUAGGAAAAGAUCAUAUGCUAAAGAAUUGUGGAAAGCAGGACGAAGAAAUCCAAGAGCCUGUUACUACAGACACAACACCGAUUGGUCUUAAGCCCAUUAUGCGACAGCUUGAGGAGCUUCGAAAUAAUCAAGCAGAGCAAGACAAGAAGAUCGAGGCUCUAGAACAAGCUAAUAAAGCGAAAGAUGCAAAGAUUGCAGACCAGGAGCGGCGCUUGAACAAGCGCUUCGAGAAGGAAAACACUGGUGAACCUACACCUGAACCUGUUGAUCUCGCCUCUCAAGAGGUUUCCAAAGAUGAAAUGAUACAAGACAUCAUCACGCAAAUUCGAGACAUGGUCCAGAACGAUCCAAAGUCUAUAAUCACAGCCCCAUCUACGGGCGCUCUCAAAGACCUCCUGCGGCCACUGGACUCUCGUGUGGACGGCAUAUCAAAGCGGCUCGAGGAACAGCUGAAGAAGUUUUGGCUUAUGGUUUGGGAGAACAAAUCGUCCAAUCUGCAACAUCUCGCGAAGGUCAACGCUCAAGUCGAUUCCAUGGACGAAGACAUCGCCUUGAAAGUAUCGGAUUUCAUGACGGUGAAGGACCAAAGCACAGGAACUGCUAAUGAUAUUCUACGGUUUUUAAUCAGAUUGAGGGCCGUAGAAGAUGUGUUGAUUGAUAGAGGCCUUUUGCCCCCUCGUAUUCCUCCUCCUCCAGCUCCAGCUCCAACUCCACAGCCGCAGUACGCACCCUUCCCCACUCCAUCAUCGGAGCCAUCAUACGGAAAUCAUGCUCAUCAGUAUGAUAUGAACCCGGAUGAUAAUGUACCAGAUCGCGAUUAUUACAAUGACGAAAGCGCCACACUAGCUAGCGACGGAGAGGACCAGAGUCCUGUCCCAGCCGCGCCACAUAACGAGUUCCAAGACCUCGGUUCUCCCCACUUAUACGAUCAGAAUCCGCAGACGGAUUUCGAACAGCCCGUCCAUCAAAGUAUCCCAGCAUGGCAUUUUGGUGGACCACAAGAAAAGGAGUUUACCUUCACGAGUGGUAACACAUUCACGUUCCAGCCAGCUGAAGCCACAGCGCCACAGACGGGCGAUGAUGAAGAGCAUGUUGCGAAGCCAGCUUCCAAAUCGCCGUUCGACUUCUCGGUGCCAGCCAGCUUCAAAUUCAACGCGGAGGCAGUGCCGCAACAGUCGAGCCAGCCUGUCAACAGCGAUCUGUUUUCAUUCUUGACACGUUCGGAUGCUGACGAUACGAAAGAGCACGAGUGA